AUGCCGCUGACAGAAAAUGGCACCAAAAGAAACACGAGCCAUCCGGGGAAUCCGGAAAAGAGAGGCGGAGCUUCAGAAGACCAGGCGGGGAUCCGCCUAGCGACUCCGCCCCCUGAGGCCCGACUUCAACAAAGCAGUAAUCCACAGCCGCCCGAUUGUAAGAUCCGUCGAACACCCAACUGCAGUUCCCUUAAGUCAACGAUGGAGGCCCUAGGAUUAAGAUUCAAGAAGAAUCAUAAUGCCAAGGAGAGCAAAAUAGAAACAAAGGGCCCACAAGCCUAUGAGGAAGAUGGAAUGGGGAAUCUGAGAGUCACCAAAAAAGGAAUACGACUUGAAGGUGUAUCUGAAUUUCUACUUCCACUUUAUGUGAAAGAAAUCCAUUCCCGAAAGGAUAGCCCACUGGUCUUACAGUCUGACAGGAAUGUAACAGUGAAUGCACGAAAUCACAUGGGACAAUUAACUGGACAACUAACUGUAGGAGCUGAUGCUGUAGAGGCCCAGUGUAAGCGAUUUGAAGUGAGGGCAAAUGAAGGUGGAAAGCUGCUGUUUUCUGCAGAUGAAGAUGAGAUCAUCAUUGGAGCUGACAGACUCAAAGUAACAGGCACAGAAGGGGCAGUGUUUGGGCACUCUGUGGAGACACCCCAUAUCAGAGCAGAACCUUCCCAAGACCUCAAACUUGAAUCUCCAACUAGAUCUUUAAUAAUGGAAGCUCCCAAGGGAGUGCAAGUUAGUGCUGCUGCAGGAGACUUAAAGGCCACCUGCAGGAAAGAACUGCACUUGCAGUCCACAGAAGGGGAGAUAUUUUUAAAUGCAGAUACAAUCCGACUGGGAAAUCUACCCAUGGGUUCCUUUUCAUCUUCCUCACCUAGCUCUUCAGCUCCUCGACAGACUAUCUACGAGGUCUGCGUCUGUCCCAGUGGUAAACUUUACUUGUCCCCGGCAGGAUCAGGCUCCACAUGUCAAUCCAGUAGCAACAUCUGCUUGUGGAGCUGAACUGACUCCAAUUUUUCCUCACACCAGAAUAGCCUUUGUUACUGUCCCUCUGCUUCACAAUUCU
Messenger RNA from Alligator sinensis (Chinese alligator), 1057 nucleotides. It is a transcript of the gene SGCZ, whose product is annotated as sarcoglycan zeta. The record is from RefSeq and is a predicted model, not a curated record. The transcript is spliced from 9 exons. Lineage: Eukaryota; Metazoa; Chordata; Crocodylia; Alligatoridae. Gene Ontology annotation, biological process: cardiac muscle tissue development; heart contraction. The coding region runs from base 1 to 993 and encodes 330 amino acids. Gene Ontology annotation, cellular component: sarcolemma; sarcoglycan complex.